AUGCAGUCAGUGGUAACAAGUGACUCUGGGUUCUGAGGUAAUCAUUCAGAUUGACCUUCAAGCAAUGAUGUACUGUAUCACUCACAGCCCACCAAUCACCAUUCAUCACUAUUCAUCACUAUUCAUCAACCAGUAAUUGGCACAGUCAAUACAAUUAACACAACACCUCUUUAUCUAUAAGCUAUUCAUAUUGUAUGUAAAAACAAUGUUUUAUGAAAGGGCAAAUUGGACCAAAUUUGAUUGCACCUGUCUUUGAUUAUAAACUUCUUAGAGGUAAUGUAUUCUAGCAGUCAAGUAAAAAUACCAUUCACUUUUGUGCAAUCAUUUACACUGUACACUGACGAUUGAACAUGGCAACCGUCCAGAACGUACUCUGUCUGAAAUGUGAUGACAGAGCAGUAAUGAGUAUUCCACAGUAUUUGUGUCUAUGGCUGCAUGGAGCGUAAUCCUCCCGGAUGCACAUUUUGGGUUUUGCCCUAACACUACACAGCUGAUUCAAAUAACCAACUAAUCACCAAGCUUUGAUUAUUUGAAUCAGCUGUGUAGUGCUAGGGCAAAAACCAAAAAGUGCACCCGGGGUGCAACUCAAUCUUAGGAAGGUGUUCAUAAUGUUUUGUACACUCAGUGUCCUCCCGAGUGGCGCAGUGGUCUAAGGCACUAGCUGUGCCACUAGAGAUCCUGGUUCGAAUCCAGGCUCUGUCGUAGCCGGCCGUGACCGGGAGACCCAUGGGGCGGCGCGCAAUUCAUACAAUUGCAACGCCAGGGUUGUGGGUUCGAUUCCAGUAUAAAAAAUAAAAAUGUAUGCACUCACUAACUGUAAGUCGCUCUGGAUAAGAGCGUCUGCUAAAUGACUAAAAUGUAAAUGUAUAGCUAUGUAAUUUGAGGACUGUAGGCUAAAAGUAUUCCCUACUUAUUGAUCCAGUUCAUAAGUGGGUUGUUAUUGGCUCUCAAUCAUAAGGUGCUAGAGAAUCCCAUUGUAUAUUUUACAAUGAUUAUAUCCCUACAUCAUGAAAAUGAUUAACCAAGAGGUUAUUAGUCUUUAAUUCUGAUUUACUGGUCCACCUCUCUCACUGGAAUAAUUUAUUGAUUCAAAUGGUGGGUUUUAUGAACACAUGAGUUUGACUAUUACUGUUCUCCUCUCAUAAUGAAGGGGCUUUUGAAUUUUGAAUUCAGUACAAUAUUGAAAAAUGUUUUUUCCUCACUACAUUGUCAUAAUCUGUAGAAAUCCAAUUUUGCACCAUUUACUCCAGUAGUUCAGUAUUAAUGGUGGCGGGAAAAAAGCUCUGCAACAAUGACUGAACUUUGGAAAUGGUUGGGUUCAGGGAUGGAUUGGAUAUGUCUGCUACGUUAACUAGCUCAUUCUUGAUGAUGGUUUUGGUUUGGAACAGGUCUGCCCCAGGCGAAUAAGGCUAAGAUCUUCCAGGGGCUGACAGUGGACCAGGGAUUCUACACAUCCAAGGACUUCCUGCCACUGGUGGCCAAGGCCAGUAAAGCCGGUACGUUAUAAAGGAAAUGAUAAAGGGACUUUCAUAGUCACACAGAAUUAGGUACACUUGUCAUUUUGUACCGUAGGGGUGUACCGUAGGGUGUAAAAUAAAUUAAAUCAGAUGCUUGUCUGACAACGUCACAGUCGUUUCGGCUGCAAUAAAAAGGGCCAAAAUCUCUCCCAUCAAAAAUGGCACAGUCAGUUCAGGAAUAAUACAUCUUCAGACAGCAAACGCAAGCACAACUCUGAAGUACAGUACUGCUGAUAUUAAAAUAUGUUUUGCUGUUGAAACGUAUUGUAAGAGCAGGGUAAAAGAGCUACCUGGUUUUAUCGCCCUCUGUCCAUCUCACAGUCUCGCUCUCGCUCUCUGUUUUCUCUUCCUCUUCCUCCCCCACUAUCUCUCUAAGGCAUGUGUAGCUGUAAGUCUCAACUGCCCGAGCUCCAUGGCGUGGUCAUCGUCCUAGGUGCCGGUGACACGGCGUUCGACUGUGCCACCUCUGCCCUGCGAUGCGGUGCACGCCGAGUCUUCGUGGUCUUCAGGAAGGGCUUCACUAACAUCCGUGCCGUCCCCGAGGAGGUAGACAUAAAGCUAGAGCCUCUCAGACCCUGGCUCUUAACUUUGGCUUUAAAGUUGUUUCUGACCCAUGCUCCUUUGACCACAAUAUUGAUUGUGACCUCCUACCCUGAGAUGCUUUUUGAAUACGGGCCCUGGGCAGCAUUAUAA
Messenger RNA from Coregonus sp. 'balchen', 2210 nucleotides. Lineage: Eukaryota; Metazoa; Chordata; Actinopteri; Salmoniformes; Salmonidae. The record is from the annotation of a GenBank genome assembly.